Mesorhabditis spiculigera is the source of this 441-nucleotide messenger RNA. The record is from the annotation of a GenBank genome assembly. NCBI's taxonomy places the organism in Eukaryota, Metazoa, Nematoda, Chromadorea, Rhabditida, Rhabditidae.
AUGUUCACGAAAAGGCCAGCCCGAAUACCCUCGCACGCGGUGGUGUCGGCAGGUGUGCUGACCUCCUACCAAUAUGUGGACGCGAAAGCCAAGACCCAAACGAUGCGCUACUAUCUCAGAAAUACCGGAAAUGGCAGCUAUCUGGCUUUCGAAUUACUUGGCACGCUACCCGCCGGGGCAAGCUUGACAGUGGAUGAACAGCAGGAGACGAAGUACCUCUCGAACACGGCCUGUUCGACGCAAACGUACAGUCACGAAGUUUGGGUGAACUACAAUUGGACGUGUUCGCCUCUCGUUUCGCUCAGCAACUGCCAGAGCGGGUUGCUGUUAAGAUACACUGCAGUCCAGGGUGAGGUUUCGACAACAACAACAAAAGCCGCCAUUUCCGGAUCUUCGCUCGGCACACUCGCUGUUCUAAUUUAUUGCCUUGCGCUCGGGUUG